Messenger RNA from Bubalus bubalis (water buffalo), 14346 nucleotides. It is a transcript of the gene DNHD1, whose product is annotated as dynein heavy chain domain 1. The transcript has 42 exons. Lineage: Eukaryota; Metazoa; Chordata; Mammalia; Artiodactyla; Bovidae. The record is from RefSeq and is a predicted model, not a curated record. Gene Ontology annotation, biological process: microtubule-based movement. Gene Ontology annotation, cellular component: dynein complex. Bases 1 to 14346 code for a protein of 4781 amino acids. Gene Ontology annotation, molecular function: ATP binding; dynein light intermediate chain binding; minus-end-directed microtubule motor activity.
AUGGGGCCGCGGCCUAAGCCCCCUUCUCUUGCCUCUCUUGCGCUGCACAAACCAGGUGAGAUCCAUCAACCAGGAGCCUGGAACUGGCAGUUGGAUCCCGAGCAAUGGGCAGGAGCAGUUCGACGGCAGUUGAAUGCCUGGCUCCUCUUGGUCUCAGAUGAAGAGGCAUCAUCUAAAGCCCUUGAAUCUCGGUGCUCCGUAGGUGUCCUGGACAGAGCAGAGCAGCGCCAAGCCUGUCAGAGAAAAAAGAGGCAGUCCCUGAAGGCAGUGACUCGGUCUGAGCGGCCCACAGUGCUGGAGCUCCUGGUAGCUGAGCUCCAAACCCUGUUUUCGAAAGUGCUACAGGAUGGCAGCCCUGCGGCAUGGAGCUACCUGCACGCUGUGCUGGGUCUGCUGCCCCCAUAUCGAGUGCUGCUGGUCGGCCGCCUCGACUUGCUGCCUUUCCUAGAGCGGCUAUACCGCUGGGCACCCUGGGUUCAGGCCCAGCUCCACUUGGAUCUGCUGGAUGCCAUAGACCAGGCCUUUCCCCGAGAUACCUCAUUGUUAGAGGGCACCUCCCAUGUUGACUGCUAUCCCCGGAAGAAGAGGUUCCAUCAUGGGACCCCAUGCCCAGCAUGCCCUUUUGUGCAGGCCCAGUGGGAAGGGCAGCAAGUCGAGGACGAUUUGGCCACAUGGCUGCGACCACUGACCCUGCCCGAGCUACAGCACAGCCUGGGUAUUGUCGGUGCAGAAGUGGCCAUGGAAGAGACCCAGUGGCUAGAUGGCCUCAGGCUUCUGCCCUUGGCACUGGCGACUGACAUCCCAGUACAGUAUGAAAGCAGGGACACUGACAACGCAGAGGAGGAGCCUGUUGGAAGAACAGAGACUAAGUCUCAGCCAGACUUGGAAGUUCCUGAGGAGAGGACCCUCCAAAAAAGAAGCCCUGGCUUCUUACCACAGAUUUCCCUCCCAGGUAGCCAGAUAAUGGCCGUUAUGAAGACAGAGAGAUACCUGAAGAAGAUCCACUUCCUUUAUCUCAACGUGGCUCCCAGCCGUUACUUUACGCCUUACAGCCUGAUGGUGGUGCCAGCCAACAAGGUGAAUCCCGAGCACUACAUCUUCUCUCCCUUUGGGAUCCUGCACAUACAUCCCGUGGAGGGCAGUGAGGCGAUGACACUGGGUACCUGGCACCACCACUCUGUCCUCUGGCAACAGCUCCAGCUUAUUCCAUUCUUCAAGUAUUGCCUCUUACGCAAGGCCUUAGCCAGCUGGAAGAAGGGUGUGAAGUUGCAGAGGCUGCACCAGCAUCGGUCUUUCCUAGAGAAACACCUGCUCCUGGCUGUCCCCCACUUUGGAGCUGGGCUGCUCCAUAUCAGCAGACUUCUGCAGGAGCUGCACUCUGUGUCCUGGCUCCCCCAUGAAGCAGAUCAGUGCUAUGAGCUGCUGGACCUGCGGCGGGCUCUAGCCAAGGAGAACCACAAGGCUCUGCGGCUGCUCUAUCGCUGCCUGCGUCUCUGCACAUCCAUCCUUCAUCUGAUCCACGAGGAUACAUACCACAUGCAACAGGGCCUGCAGAAGCGGCUGAAAAACUGCAAGAGGAUCAGGACAGACCAGACCUCCGUGUACCUUCAGAAGGUGCAGUGCGAGCAGCUGGAGCAGAGGCUGAAGCAGGCGGAGGCCUGGUUGCUGCAGAUGGGACAGCUGGCCCGCUUGGUAGACUAUAUGAUCUGCCAGAACCUCGUGUCCAUCAUAGAGGAGGAGAUAACCUCUUUUGUGGCCAACAUCCUGCAAGCCCCAAGGCAGAAACCCUUACUCUCAGCACAGCUGGUCUUUGACAGUCGUGGUCAGCUGUCUCAUGAGCCCUGUAUUGAAAAUAUGAUCCAGAUUUUAACUGUGGGCCUAAGGUCAACAAAGGCCUCUGCCCUGAAGGUAAUGCAGUCUACAGACCUGAAGGCCUUCUGGGAGUCCCUGUAUAUUGAAGACGAAGAUGAAGAAGACUACUCAGACUCAGACUUCAUGAUGCCCAAGUUCCAGGGUCAGCCCAGCGAUGCUGUGGACGUCUUCUGUGGCCCGAAUAUAGGAUUGGUGUGGCCCUGGAAGUCUCGCACAGUUACUGAAGCCCUGGAGGUCCAUGGGCGCCGGCUUCGGGGCCAGUACUUACCCCUUGAUUAUAAGCAGCUGCAAGAGGACCUGGACAACAGCUCCCAAAUCCAGCAGGCACUGGCUGUCCAACAGGCCCUGCUGGAGGACAUGCUGCAGGAGGUGCAGGAAUUCUGCAGGGAUUAUCACUGGAUGACAGGCAUUUAUGAGUUCCUGCAAGCCUGGGGGUGUCAAAAGCUGGAGUCUAUGAGAGGUUAUCCUAUCAAGAACUACGUGAUGCUGGUGACCCGCCUGAACGCUUGGCAGGCCCAAGUCUCCAGGAUACCCAUGGAGUUGAUCACAAGAGGCAGGCUGCUGCUGCUGAGCUGCCGCGACAUACGGGCGGAGAUCGAAUCCAAGCUGGUAAACAUCAGGAAGGACAUUCUUGAACAGGUACAGAACGAAUGCCAGAGCCGCAGUCAGCAGCUGAUAACAGAGCUCACAGGUUUCAUGAAGGCCUUCCAAACCAUCAGCUCAGACAUCCACUCCAUCGCAUGGUGCUCCCAGAAGCUGAAUGAGGCCAACGAGCGGUACGCUGAGCUGGAGGAGCAAAUGGAAUACACGCGGUCACUCUAUGAGCUCAUCCGCAACCACUUUGGCCUCUUCAGUGCUGAGAAUGAGGCACUGGACAUCUCGGUGAGAAGGCAUCUCCUCUGCCCCUCCCGCUGCUCCUCCCCACCACCACCAGCUCUGCUUGACCACCCUCUGCCUGCCCCUCAGCUUAUGGACACGUGGGAGUCAUUCCAGUAUGAGAAAAGCCAGGCCUCAGAGUUCCUGCUCAGCAAGCGGCAUGCCAUCGUGCCUAAGCUGCAGCAGCUGAUGGCCACGGCACUGGCGGAGCUGGAAGGUGUGAUUGAGAAGGCCCUGUCUGGUCCGUUCAUGGACCCUGCUCAAGAGCAGAGGAACACCGAGCGCCAGCUCAUCUCCCUGGAGCGUCAGUACCAGAGCACAGUCAGCAGCCUCUGUGACCUGCACCAUGCCUACACCACCUUCACUGGGGACGAGAGUCCUGUGCCCUUGCCAGUCUGUGGGACCCGCCCCAUCGUGCAGCAGCAGCACAUCUGGCACCUGUACCGAGUCAUCUCUGAAAACAUCAGUGAAUGGAAGUGCAUGGCUUUUGCCAAGUUCAAUCUGGCUCUGGCCCAGGAGAAGACAGACGGCUGGCUGACAGAGGCGGCCCGGAUAAGUGCGACCCUGGGGCUGCACAGCCCAGUGCUGCAGCGCUGCAUGCACAUGCUGGAGGAGUUCCGCAGCCUCCUUCCCCUGCUGAACAAGCUGGGCAGCCUCCAGGUGCAGAACCUCAACUGCCAAGCACUCCUGCGAGCCUUAGGGCUAAGCAGUCUCUACAGCACAGAGCUCCUAACAGUGGGCCAGCUGCUCUCUUGUCCGCUGCUGGAGUUUACAGAUCGAAUCAAUCAGAUCUGGAGGACUGAAAACAUACGGACUCAUGCCCACGAGGCGCUCCUGAGGCUGCGGCGGGCCUGGGAAGCACGCCAGCUGCGACUGCUCAACUUCAUCCUGCAUGUGCCCUACGAGUCCCCAGUCUCUGAGCGCUCCAAGAGGCAAGCAACCCGCAGCCCUCAGUGGCAGGUAGUGGGCAAGGACAGCGGCACCUUCAUCCUCUCAGAUUACAGCAGACUGCAGGACUCUAUCCAUGAAAGCCUUCAGGUGUUGUUCAAGAUCCUGGCCAUCCAAAAGUCAGGAGACUUAAACAGAAUUGCUCUGGAGUGGGUGACCAUCAUGCAUGGCUUGAGUGCCCUGCUGCAGGCGUGGGUGACUUUCCAGCAGAAGUGGAUCUUCCUAAAUAAAGUUCUGUAUGAGAUGCAGAUCCAGUUUCCGAGUCCUGAGCUGAGUACCCGUUUCGAGGCCAUGGAUGCGCAGUAUCGGACCCUGAUGCAGAUCUCUGUAGCCGACCCCCUGGUUCUGUCACUCAUAGUGCCCAGUGCCAAGCGGAACCCUCUUUUCCAAGGCCAGCAGCUGCAACAACUGCUGCAGGAGGGUUCCAUGGACCUGGAGGGCAUCAUCAUGGCACUGGAGAGCGUGCUCUAUGCCGUGCGCGCCCACUUCCCCCGCCUCUUCUUCCUCAGCGACAGUGAGCUCGUGGCCCUGCUGGCUGCCCCACUGGAGUCCUGUGAGGCCCAGCUGUGGGCUCGACGCUGCUUUCCUCAUGUGCAUGCGGUGAGCUUUGAGUCCAGUGAAACUGCAAAAGGCACGGAUGACCCGGAGUCAAGCCCAAGCAUACAGACUCAGGUGGAGGCGCUCGCGGUGUUUGGGGUGGGUGGGGAGGAGGUGAAGCUGCGGGGGUCCCUUCCUCUGCAUCCCGAUCUCCCCAAGUGGCUGGCUUCCCUGGAGGAGAGUCUGCGUUUGGCACUGGUGUACAAUCUGCAGGACUGCGUGGCUGCCCGUCUUGCUCUGGGCCCGUCCCUAGACAAGGCCUUCAAGCAGGAAAACCAGUUGCCCCAGGAAAGCCAGUUGCCCGUGAAGAUGUAUGUCCAGCACUGGCUGGACUUAGUCCAGGCCUUCCCGUGGCAGUGUGUGUUGGUGGCGGAGGAAGUGGUGUGGCGGGCCGGCAUGGAGGAGGCUCUGCUUGAAGGGAGGACCCUGGCCAUGGUCCCCAUGCAUGUGCGCAAGCUAGAGGUACUGGUGCAUUUUCUCCGGGCCCAGAGGGCCUCUCAGGGUGAGCAGCCCCUGCCCUCUGUCCGCCAGACCAGCCUGCUCAGUGCCCUGCUGGUCAUGGCGGUGGCCCACCGGGACAUAUCCCAGCUGCUGCAAGAGCACCAGGUCAUUGGACUGACAGACUUCCACUGGGUCCGCCAACUCAAGUAUCACCUGGGUCCCCCUCACACUGCUCCCCAAAGCCCCCUGCAGGGUCUCAAGACUGCUGUGUCUACUGAGACCUUUCUGUCCCCAGCUGCAUGCUGGAUAGAUGUGCUGGGUCGAUCUUUCUUGUACAAUUAUGAGUACCUGGGUCCCAGACUGGGGUCCCUACCCAGCCUGCUGCCUGAGCGGCCAGCCCUUGUGCUGUUAUUAGCCCUGGAAGAGGUGGCCUGUGGGACCCUACUGGGCCCCAGUGGUGUGGGCAAGGCAGCCAUAGUAAAGAGCCUGGCCCAGGCCCUGGGGCGCCAGCUGGUGGUGAUGCCCUGCUUGCCACAGAUGGAGGCCCGCAGCCUGAGCAACUACCUGAACGGUGCCCUGCAGGGAGGUGCCUGGCUGCUGUUAGAAGCAGCUCAGCACUUGCCCCUUGGCUUGCUCUCUGCCCUGGGCCAGCGCUUGGCCAAACUGCGCCACCUCUAUGCCCCACUGUACCAGGAAGCUUCCCAAAGUACCAGCACCAUCGACCCCACCCACCCCUGGCUCCUCGGCAGCAGCUUCUUUGAGAGACAUCAUGUGGACAUGCGCCUUGGCUACGGCUGUCUCCUGACGCUGCGGGCCCUGAGCCCUGCCAUGCCCGCCAACCUGCGCCAGCUGCUGCGGCCCGUGGCGCUGACCCUGCCCGACCUGCAGCAAGUGGCAGAGCUGACCCUGCUGGGUGCAGGGAUCCGGGAUGCUUCCCGCAUCGCGACCCGCCUAUCCAAGUUCUUCUCCCUAGAGCGUGAGCUGGUGUCUGGGCCCCUGCCCUGCCGCCUGCCCCUCCUCAGGAAAGUGCUAGAAGACACGAUACAGGCUCUGAAUGUGACCAAGGAGGACCCCGAGUCUGAGCAGUCCCGCAGCCUAGCCACCAUGGAGGAGGCCACCCUGCUGCGCACCCUGCUGCGCUCCCCACUGUUCAGCCUCCUGGAGGGGGCCCAUCUGCAGGACCUCCAGAAGCUGCUCUGUGGGCUCUUUCCCACCGCCUCCCAGGUGCUGGCAGAGCCUGUGACCCCCAGGCUGAGGAAGUCACUGCUGGUGGAGGAGUUACGGCAGGGAGGCCUGCAUCCCAGCCCUGAUAUUUUGGGGUCUUUGGAUCAACUGAGCCAGGCCCUGGGCCAGGCCUCGGGCAUUUUGCUCCUGGGCCCAGCAGGCAGUGGCAAGACCAUGUGUUGGCACAGCUUAUUUAAGAUCCAGAAUCGGCUGGCGGCCAUGGAGGACCCCACAACCCAGAGCUGCCAGCCUGUGGAAAUUACUCACCUGUAUCCAGGCGUCCUCAGCCCUCAGGAGUUCCUGGGAUGGCUGGAGGGCCCCUGCUGGCACAAUGGUGUCUUCCCCAGGCUGUUGCGUGAAGGCAGUCGGUGUAGGACCAUGGGCCCAAGGGGGCAGGUACAGGAAUCAGUGGGGAUUCAUCACUGGAUAAUAUGUGAUGGAGCUGCCAGUUCUUCCUGGCUGGACUCUAUCACUUGCCUCCUAGGUGACCCCCCACAGCUUAGCCUCCCCAAUGGUCAGCAAAUAGCACGACCCCCAGGUACUUUUCUUUUGAUGGAAGUGGGAGAUACCACAGGCAUGUCCCCCACCGUGGUGGGCCGUUGUGCCCUGGUGUGGUGUGGGGGGGAGCAGACUUGGCAGGGUAUACUGAGCGUCCUGAUGGCAGCCUUGCCCCGUGAGUACCGCCUGCAGCCCCAAACUGUCACUGAGCUCAGCCACCUGGCUGAAGGGCUGGUGCCCGCAACAUUCCAGUUCCUCACUUGCCAGGGUGUUAGCUCUCUGCUGCAGGUACAUGGACAGCGGGCCAUUUGCCCAGGUGUGGCUGAAGUCACCAGCCUGGCCCGCAUCUUGCGUUGUCUGCUCAACCCAUACCUGCGCAUAGAUGAGGAGGAGAAGGCACAUAUCCCAGAGGACCUCAGCUAUAGUGAUUCAAAGUGUAUAGUGGCUCGAAGCAUCAAGGCCUCAAAAAACAGCUCUCUGCACCAGAGCCAGAUUGACAGUGAUGCCGUGCCUAGUAAGCGCAGGGAGCACUUGCUGGCCAUCAGCAGCUUUCUUUUUGCUGUGAUCUGGGGCUUCGGAGCCCACCUUCCCUCCAGGCUCUGGCCCCUCUAUGACACCUUCCUGAGGGAUUCUAUUAGUUGCCUCUCCAACUACUGUGAGCUGCCACCCUCAGACUCAGUGUUUGAUCUACAUGUAUGCCCCGAAGACGGGACACUGGCCCCCUUCACUGGCCAAUACCUGGGCAGCCGCAUCAAGGGAACUCAGGGCACCUUCUCCCCUUCUCCCCAGACUGAGCGGCUCUUGUACGUGGUGGACCUGCUUCUGUCAGAGGGACAUCCAGUGCUGCUGGCUGGAGAGGCAGCAACAGGGAAGACAACCUUUGUGGAAGUGCUGGUGGAGCCACAGCACCCUUACAUAAACAGCCCCGUUCACCCCGCUGUCAGUACCACCCACCUUCGCCUCCUGCUGAGCCGGGAGGUCCAGGGGCAAUCACAAGCCGGCCCAUGGACUGCGCGGCACCUGGAUUCUAAAGGUUUUCUCCUCUUCCUGCUGGAGGAUCUGCACCUGGCUGCUUCCGACCCAGCGAAGAGCUGUCAGCCACUGCUGGAGACUCUGCGUCAGGCCAUAGAUGGCACUGUGUACACCCACAGCACCUUGGAGCUGCAGACGCUGCAGCCUGGAGUCAACUUCCUGGCCACUGCCACGGUGCCAGGCUUCUGCGAGCAGCUGCUCUGCCCACGCCUCUCUCGGCUCUUCACAGUGCUGGCCCUGGGCAGUGUGACCCAGGCCACGCUGCUGAGCAGGCACAUGCCCAGCAUACAGGCCUGGCUCGAGCGCUUCCCCUCUGUGGAACGGGAGAGUGUUCUAGCAAGAGCCCUGGUUCGGGCCUCAUUGGAGGCCUGGGAGGCAGUGGGCAACUGCUUUAUGCCCUCACCCCUCCGCCCACACUACCGCUUCUCCAUGCACUCUGUGAGCCAGCUUCUGGGCAGCCUGCAGCUGCUGCCCAUCAGGGUGGGCUCCCGGGGUUUUGUGGACUGUCUCAACCAUCAAGAGCACCUGCGCCGCGUGUCCGGCUUACGUGGCACUCGCCUGAUGAUCAUGAUGGCCACGCGCAACAUCGUGCGCCUCUGGUUGCAUGAGGCACAGAGAACGUUUUGUGACCGGCUGGACAGCCUCAAGGAACGCUCCUUCUGUGCCAGACUGCUCCUAGAGGUAGCUCAGAAUGUCUUCUGCUGUGGGCCAGCACCCCAGAGCCUGGGCAAGGGUUAUGAGGAAGAGGAGGAGGAAGAGAAGGUGCCUGAAGUGGAAUCUGAAGGGGAGCUGGCUCAGUGGGAGGACCUGAGCAACAGCGGGAGUGAGACGGAGGAGGAGGAGGCCCCGUACGACCUUCCGGUCAUCACAGGCUCACCGUGCAAUGAUUCAGCACCACCCGUAGCACCAGUAAGGAAGAUGACCAUAGGAAACAUGAGUCAGAAGAUAAGCCAGGAGGAAGGCACAAGGACCUCCAGCUACAAACUCCAGCCAAAUAAAUCUAAGAACUUGGCUCAGAAGGCAGCCCAAGAAGACAUGGUCUCACCCUUGUUGCUCCCAAUGCUGCUACUCCGGCCCCAGGAGAAGCCCUCAGACCUGGUCUUCAGUCAGGAACUGAUACUAGAGUCCAACUCUGAGAGCUCCAACUUGUACCUGGAACGCCAGUGGAUGAGCCUGGAGGAGCAGCUGGCCACCUCAGCUGCUCAGCUGCGCCUGAACCCCCACCUUGCCCGGUGCCACUCGAUGGCCCAGCACGUGGCCCGCCUGGUCCGGGUGUUGGCCAGGCCCCAGCAGCAUGGCCUCCUGCUCGCAGGGGCUCAGGGGACUGGGCGCUGUACUGCCAUCACUCUGGCUGCUGGCAUUUGUCAGACCCGCCUCUUCUGUCUGCCGUGUGGAUCAGAGGAAGCCAUUCUCCAGUGUCUAAGGGAGGUCAGCUGGCAUGCUGGCACGUUAGGCCAGCCGGUGGCCCUGCUGGUGCCCAAGGGUGUGGAUCUUACUACCUUUCAUCGCCUGCUGGCCCUGGCAACCUCAGGCAGUUUUCCUGACCUGUACACAGAGGCAGAUCUGGAAAACAUUGAAGGACAUCUCCCCAGGGACAGCCUUAGUGUCAAGCAGAACAUCAAGAAGGAAAUUCUGUGGCAGAGGUUCUGCCAUCAGGUGCGGAGCCACCUGCACAUGUUCAUCCUGAUCGGAGAUGACCAGGCCCACAAACAGCUACCCCCCACCCUUUUCCUGAGGCUCCUUCAACUGGCCAGUGCCUGCACUGACCGCUAUGAACCCUGGGACCAAGACUCCCUGGUCGCUGUGGCCCAGCAUCACCUGAAGGGCUCUGAGAGCCCACCCCUUGAUAACGACUCCUUGAGGUUCCCAGACAUCCAGGCCUCAGUUCCCAGCGUGGCCAAGGCCAUGGCUCUCAUCCACCUUUCGGCUGCCAGCUACCAAGGGCACCUGUGCCCUGAAUUGUCCCUCGUCACCCCCAAGACCUUCCUGGACUUCCUGGACACCUUCGUACUGCAGCGGCAAUGGAUGACCCUGCACAUUAAGAACAGGGCCCAGCGGCUACAGAAUGCCCUGGAAAAUCUGAAGAUGCUGAUUGAGAAGCACAGUGCCCACACCACCCUGGUCUUCAACUUGGAGGAGCAGCUGAAAGGCUCCCAUAAGAGCCUUGGCAGACUGAAUCAUCAGCUAGACCAAAGCAAGAUUCUGUACAAGCGGCAGCUGACAGAGUGUCGGCAGCAGGAGAACCUCAUUGAGAACCUGACCAAGCAGCGGGAUGCCCUGCGGGCUCAGUAUGAGGCUUUCCUAGAGCAGAUGGGCAAGGCAUUUCUGGGGCCCCUGAGCCAGCUGCAGGUGGCUGACUUUGAGGAGAUACGAAGCUAUCGAGCACCACCAGAGUCUGUGGUCCAGGUGACUGAUGCUCUGUGCGACCUCUUCCACCGUGAAACAGGCUGGGCCAGUGCCAAGCAGCUGCUAUGCUCUGAGGAUUUUUAUCAGGAGCUGGUGUUCUUCCCCAAGGAGAAGAUGACAGACGCAGAGAUAAUCAAGUUAAACCUGGCUCUGAAAGCUCCAGGCAUGAGCGAUGCAGACUUGCGGGCAGUGAGCAUACCUAUAGCAAGCCUGGCAGCCUGGCUCUGGGCCGUUCUGUGCUACGGGCUGGCACAGCGCCGAGGACUGCCCACGGGCCUGCUGCUGCGGCAGGUGGAGGCGACACUGGCUCGGGAGCAGGCCCGCCUGGGCCAGUACGAGUUCCAGGCCCAGGAGAUUCUAGAGCACAGUUUGGCCCUGUCCAAGAAUCUGGAAAAUGCCCAAACUUCCCACAAGCGUGUGGUCGAGAAUCUGGGGCAGGCUCAAUGUGGCAAACAUCACAAGUGGCCGGUUGAGGCUGCCCUGCUCACGCCUAUGCAUUCCUGGACUACGGAGCUCCAGAAGUUGAAGGGUCACUCCUCCACGGUGCUCGGAGAUACCCUCUUGUGUUCAGCUGCCAUCAACUACCUGGGUCCCUUCCCACCAGUGCGACGCCAGGAGCUGUUGGACAAGUGGCUGGCUCUCUGCAGGGGCUGUCAGGAGCCGCUGGGCCCAGAUGACGUGGCACAGGCCCUGAAGCAGAUGCAGAAAUCUGUCACCAGGUUGCCAAAGAACCCUCUGCUCUCCAUACGCUCUCCCUUCAGCCUUGUGUCCUUGCUGAGCUCCGAAUCUGAACAGUUCCAGUGGGACCGAGACAUGAAGCCCCAGGCAAAGUCAGCCCGCCUGGCGGCGCUGCUUUUGCGAAGUCGCACUCACUACUUCAGCUGCCGUUGGCCCCUGCUGCUUGACCCUGGCAACGAGGCCCUCAUCUGGCUGAAGCCGCUGCCUCUGGAAGAGGCUGGAUGCUUGGCCACCAGUCCCACCAAUGGCACAGGGAAGGGCUUUAAGAGAAAUAAAAAAGAGUCUAAAGAGGAGAACAUGGAAGAUGAAGAUGAUGAUAGUGAUGAGUGUGAUAAAACAAAGGAGCAGAAGGCAGAAGAAAGGAGAAUCAAGGAGACAAAGGAGGAAAAGGAAGGGCAACAGGAGCAAGAGGAGAAAGAACAGCAGAAUGAGGAGGAAACUCAGUCCCCACCCGCUCCUGACCUCCAAGUCUUCUCAGGCGCCAGCCCAGAGCUGGGGCCUCGGCUCCGGGAGGCAGCUGCCCGUGGCCUGCCCGUGCUACUGACCAACAUGGAGCUGGGCCUAGACUGCCCAGAACUGCAAUGGCUACUUCAGCGGGAACAGCUGAGCCCACCCCAGGUGCAGCCUGGCUUCUGCCUCUAUCUGAGUACUACUGUCCCCCUCAAUGCCUUGGAAAAAGUGCUAGGCUAUGAAUUGCUGAAGGGGCUGAAUGUGCUGGACCUGGGUGUGAAUACAGAAAUCCUAGAAGAACGGAUGCUGCGGGAAAUCUUGUGCACGGAGCGUCCUGAGCUCGAGACCCACUGGUGGGACCUGACCGUCAGAUUCCUGGACUCCUGGGAAGCUGCAGGGGCUGUUGAGGAGCGGCUGCUGACGAUGCUACUGCUCCAGGGCCCACGGCGUCAGAAACCAGCCAAGUUCCUGCGAGACGUGGUGAGGGCCCAGGCGGAGCUGUGUCAGCUGCGUGCCCAUUUAGAGGACCUAGAAGAGCUGAAGCUGAAGGAGGUGGCACUGUGGGUACCCUAUCGGCGUGUGGUCUGGCAUGGCAUGACCAUCAUAAAGGCUCUUAGCUCACUGCAGAACUUACUACCACUUUUCCAUAUGAGUCCAGAGGAUUGUUUGGCUGCCACCAAACGGGCUCUGAACAGCAUAAAGGGUGAGAUUCACCAGCGGGAGGAAGUAACCUGCCGUCUGCUGCAGCUGAAGAGACAGCUGACCCACCAGCUACUAGGUAGCACCGUGGCUACACUGGGCCUGACCCGAGUACCCUUGGUGGGUGUCUUGGGUGCUCUGGCUCUGUUGCGAGUGGCAAGGAAGGCGCCGGAGCUGGAGAGGCUGGCCCUUUGGCCUGGACUGGCAGUCUCUCCCAGCACAGGCUGUGAAAAACCAGUCCCAGGUGUGGCUCGACCGGCCUGGCUAGGGCUGAGAACCUGGCACGAAUGUGAGAUGUUAGAGGUGCUGCCCCCAUUCGCUGGGCUGUGUGCAUCCCUGGCGGGCCAUGCCAGUGUUUGGCAGGCUUACCUGUCGCUAUCAUCCAGUGUGCUGGGCCCUGCACCAGGGCCGGGAGCUCACCCACUGAGCCUCCUCCAGAAGCUGAUCCUGUGGCGUGUGCUGCGACCUGAGUGCCUGAUCAGCACCCUGGCAACCUUCACCACCAGCCUCCUGGGCCGGCCCCUGGAUGAAAACCUGAGUGCCCACACCAUCCCCUUUGAACACACUCAGGCUACUCAGCCCAUACUGAUCUUGUUACCACCACCCGGUCAUCCCACUGCCACCCUGCAUCACCUGACCGUUAUCCAGAAGCUGGCUGCCAGACAUAAGCAGGGGAAGAAGCAUCUGAAGGUGAUAGCUCUGGGCUCUGAAACCUGGGACCCAGUCUCCAUCGUGAUCAGCUCUCUCCACAAGGCUAUGCUCAGGGGGGAAUGGCUGGUGCUGGAGAACUGUCAUCUUAUGCCUCACUGGCCAAAAGAGCUGUUGCAGCCCUUGCUGGGACUGUUGGAUGGAGCCAAGGAGGUCUCGGACCUGGAGUUAGAACUGCUUUUUGCUCAACAAGCAAGUGGGAAUGUGGCUGCUGUCCACAGGGAUUUCCGUCUUUGGCUUACUGUGUCUGCAGAAGCUACUGCUUCCUUACCAGCCGUGCUCACUCAGCACUCCAUGCCUGUUUUCUGGGACCAGUCCCUGGAGCUGGGCCAUGUCCUGGUCGACAGUAUGGAGCUAGUCCAGCAAGGACUCUCUGUGCAACCCCCAAGCAGGGUGCUGCCUCUGCUUCUCCUACAUGGCCUCCUGCUACACCGGCAGCUCUAUGGAAUGAAGCUGCAGGCUCACAGGGGGCACUGGAGUCAAGCGACCCUGACCCACGUCCUGCAGACCCAAGACCAGCUGUGGGCCAACCUUAGCAAUCCUAGUGUUGCCAUGAGGGAGCUGGCCGCUUCGGUUUUCUAUGGGGGUCCUGUGGGAGAUGACAAGGACAGGGAGGUCCUGGUUAGCCUCACGCGAGCCUGCUUGAGCUCCAGCAGCGGGAAUGGAGCCCAGCCACACACACCUCAGUAUCUGCUGGCCACUCUGAUGCCCAGCCCAGAACUAAAGGAGCUGGAUGCUCUGGAAGAGUGCAAGGCUCAGAUGCACCUACUGCCCACACCGCCUGAACCCCGGAUCUGCGGACUGAGUGCUGGCUCCCAGACAUGGCUGUUGCGACGCCAGAGCCGCGCCAUCCUGAGUGCGCUGCAGCGAUGUUCACCUACUUGGGUGCCCGCGGCCCGCGGUACCUCGCGGCGUGCCGAAAGGCGGCUGCGGCAACGCCUAGCGCAAGCCAAGCGGAGACUGGAGUCACUGCAGGCUCAGCUGACCGAGACCAUGCGCCAAGAGGAGUCUGGCGUGGGGUUCGGGGAGCUGGGGCUGAGUGCGCCGCUCCCGGUGGAGGGCUUCCUCAAGACGGAGGUGCUGGAACUGAGCCAGCUGGUGGGCGCACUGCAGAGGGACCUGGAUUGCCUGCUGCAGCAGCUGAAGGGCGCGCCCCCGUGUGCCGCCCGACGCUGUGCCGAGGUGGCUCAGGCUCUCUGGACUGGCCGCCUACCCCCGCCUUGGCGACCCCACGCGCCUGCCGGGCCGCAGCCGCCCUGGCACUGGCUGCGACAGCUGUCGCGCCGUGGGCAGCUGUUGCUUCGCUACCUGGGUGUGGGAACCCAAGUACCAGAGCGCAUCUUUCACCUGUCAGCCUUUUGCCACCCGCGCCGCCUGAUGCUGUCCCUGCGUUGGGAAGCUACCUUUGCUGUGGUCGCCCCAACAAAUUUCCUAGCUUGCCAAGCCUCCAGCUCCUGUCAACUCCCCCACAAACGUCAGGAGCUGAUCAGUCCUCUGCACUUCCAGGUGGCGAAUGGCCCACAUCCCACGGUUCCAGAGAUGGGGCUGCUGCUGAUUGGACUACAGCUUCACAAUGCCAAGUGGGACCCGGUAGCAGGGGCCUUGCAGGACAGCUCCUCCAGUCAACCCAGCCCUCUGCCUCCUGUCAGCGUCAGUGCCCAGGCCCCAGGGGCCAAUGACCUGCCACCCCGAGGCGGCCUGGCAGUGUAUUCCUGUCCUGUGUACUUGGAAGGGCCCCUGGGCACCACUAGGCUACACAGGAGGAAGGUCCUGAUGCACCUGCCCCUGCCCACCAAGCUGAGCCCCGCUACCUGCAUCCAAAGGAGAGUCCACGUGUGCAGCCCUCCGUUGUCCUGA